CCAAGAAAGUCGACCUUAAUGCCUGCUAUCAAAACCACUCAAAAACAUCAUCUGAUCUUCCGACUUCCUUGUGGAUACUCAUUCUGGACGCAUGCGGCGAACACACCAGUGACUGUCUGAAAUCGAGACUGAAUUUUUGCUAUUCUCUCUCAGCCGAACAAGUUAGUGAAGUUCUGCUUGGAAAAGUCAGACUGUCUUGCUCUCCGCAAAGUUAGUUCUCAGCUUUAGCGGCUACAGUCUCCAGGAUCAUUCGCAGAAAGCCUGGCUGUGGUAACUGCCUUUCUUUUUAUUCUUCAAUCCCCUUUUUCUUUUCUUUUCUUUUUUCUUUUACUAUUUUUAGCCGGGUGAAAUUGGUGGUCCAUGCUCACAAAUGUUAGCUGUUGGGCAGAUGGAUGCUAAUCGGCAGAGUGCUUUCGUCCUCGGCAGUACACCGCUGGCAGCAUUGCACAACAUGACGGAGAUGAAGACAUCUUUAUUCCCCUACACUUUGCAGAAUCCCUCGGGUUUCAAAGCACCUUCUCUCGCGAGUUUGAACUCACAGAUCCCUCUGGGGACGCCGCAUGGAAUUAGCGAUAUCUUGGGUAGACCUAUUACCACGGCUGGACAACUGCUUUCGGGAUUUCCGCGGAUAAAUGGACUGGCCACUUCUGCAGGAAUGUACUUUAACCCAGCGGCCGUCUCUCGGUACCCGAAACCGCUGACAGAGCUGCCAGGGAGAGCGCCGAUAUUCUGGCCCGGUAUGAUGCAGACCUCACCGUGGAGGGACGCGCGGGUCCAGUGUCCGGGCCAAGCUAACAUCAUGCUGGAUAAGGACGGCAAGAAGAAACACUCCAGGCCCACAUUUUCGGGACAGCAGAUUUUCGCUUUGGAGAAAACUUUUGAACAGACCAAGUAUCUAGCAGGUCCCGAGAGAGCCCGACUCGCCUAUUCUUUGGGAAUGACAGAGAGCCAGGUCAAGGUGUGGUUUCAGAAUAGGAGAACUAAAUGGCGGAAGAGGCACGCGGCGGAAAUGGCAACGGCCAAAAAGAAACAUGACUCAGAAACCGAGAAGAUGAAGGAAAGUUCGGACAAUGAGGAUGACGACGAAUACAACAAACCCCUGGACCCAAAUUCGGACGACGAAAAGAUAACGAGACUGCUGAAAAAGCACAAGGCCACGAAUCUGACCCUAAUCAGCCCGUGCAGCAACAGCUCGGACGCCUUGUGAUGACACGUGACGGAGAGAAAGACUCAGAUAUUCCAAGAGGCUUAUAAAGCUGACUUAAGCAGGGUAUACAUGUUUAAAAGAAAUUAAAAUGCGGCGCUAAGUGGUGUUAUUAGUGAUGUACAGACGAUAAUGUAAGUGAGAUGUAUAUAUUUUUUACCGAGUAAGUUAUGUAAUUAAACAAUUGCGCGUUGGACUUGGACCCCCCAGACACACCCACAAUCCCGGAACUUCUUCACCUUUCUGAAUGUCUAAUUUUGUUUUUCACAAAAUGUUACCUAACAAUCUCUGCCAAGUUCUACAGCUAGAAUUCAAUACAAAGUUCUUCAUGUAAAAAAUACAAAUGUUGUAAAUUAUCAUGUAAAAAGAAAUUUUGUUUUAACAUUUUCCACUGCGACAGCACCCCCGUCCCCAAAUGAAGGAACUUGUUUUUAUUUUACCAAACAGCCAAAACUGGAAAACGGGACUAUUCUAUAAAUUGAAACACGAGAAUAUUGCUUCCACAAGAGUUAGGAAGAAAAAACUUUGUAUUAUCAAUAAAUUAUUUAACAAUC
Molecule: messenger RNA, 1758 nt
Organism: Conger conger (European conger)
Lineage: Eukaryota; Metazoa; Chordata; Actinopteri; Anguilliformes; Congridae
Gene: nkx6-2
Product: NK6 homeobox 2
Exons: 3
Coding region: 371-1207 (278 amino acids)
Biological process (GO): regulation of transcription by RNA polymerase II; cell differentiation
Cellular component (GO): nucleus
Molecular function (GO): DNA-binding transcription factor activity, RNA polymerase II-specific; RNA polymerase II cis-regulatory region sequence-specific DNA binding
Source: RefSeq, a predicted model, not a curated record